Strongyloides ratti is the source of this 240-nucleotide messenger RNA. RefSeq lists its product as hypothetical. The record is from RefSeq and is a predicted model, not a curated record. Lineage: Eukaryota; Metazoa; Nematoda; Chromadorea; Rhabditida; Strongyloididae. The coding region runs from base 1 to 240 and encodes 79 amino acids. The transcript is spliced from 2 exons.
AUGAAUAUUUACUCUUUUACUUUACUAAUAGUUUUGAUUGUUUCAACAUAUGGAAGAUAUAUUAUAAAGAGGCAAACAUUUUAUUAUGAUCCUGAAUUGAAAAAAUAUGCACAAACACAUUCUGGAACUACUUACUCUCAUGGAACAGCUUCAUUAUAUGGUCCAGAAGAAUGGGGAAAAUGGUAUGCUAGAACAAUGAUGAGGUGGGGUGGACUUUCACAUUUUGUUCCUCCACAUUAA